This is a messenger RNA of Varanus komodoensis (Komodo dragon), 1514 nucleotides long. RefSeq names its product coiled-coil domain containing 51 (gene CCDC51). The record is from RefSeq and is a predicted model, not a curated record. The transcript is spliced from 4 exons. NCBI's taxonomy places the organism in Eukaryota, Metazoa, Chordata, Lepidosauria, Squamata, Varanidae. The coding region runs from base 120 to 1349 and encodes 409 amino acids.
GGUUUUGCUUUCCGGCUCGGUUUCGCAGCACGUGACUGGGAUCAGACGAAGUAUUUUUCACAAUGCCUGGAAUCAACCUUCGGGGCUGAUGAAGUGCCACAUGUUUUCCUUUGCCACCCAUGUGCCACAUCAUGCAACGUCAACAUUGGCUAGCUCUGAACAGUCACAGAAUGCACUUGCGCAUAGCAAGGAUGUAUUGUUCUCCGGCCUCCAAGAGGCCGCCUGAAGCAACUACAGCAGCAGAAAUGGCUACAAAUGUUCUUCACCGCCUGUCAGAAGCUGGCAAGGUUUUGGGAAGAAACUCCCUUCAGAAAACCUCUGCAGUGGCCCGAAGCUGGUGGGACAAAUAUGAGGAAUUUGUUGGACUCAAUGAAGUUCGAGAGGCCCAGGGAAAUGUGACGGAAGCUGAAAAAAGGUUUAUGGUCGCUCGAGGCGUAGUACGGGAGGCACGUGAAAACUGGGAGGCCCAGCAGCUGAAACUGAAGGAGAUUCGGGACCGUCUGGACCGAGUCUCACGUGAUGAUGUUCAGUACCUGGAACUAGCAACAUUGGAGCACAAGCUACUCCAGGAGGAGAAGAGGCACCGAAUGGCCUAUCUGACUGCUGAGGAAUCUGAGCGGGAAACUUUCUCUCUCUUCUCAGCUGCUGUGAGGGAAAGCCACGAAAAAGAGCGAACACGAGCCGAGAAGACCAAGAACUGGUCCAUUAUUGGCUCAGUGCUGGGGGCCAUUAUUGGAGUCCUGGGCUCCACGUAUAUCAACCGCGUUAGGUUGCAGGAGUUAAAAGCCUUAAUUUUUGAAGCGCAGAAGGGACCAACAAGCCUUCAGGAAGCCAUCAGAGAGCAGGCUUCCACCUAUAACUCCCAGCAGAGGGACCUGAGCGACCUUAUUGCCAACCUGAAGAACAUCCUCCAGUUUGUGACUGUGAACUCUCCAGAAGUAGAAGGGGUUUCCACAGCCAAAGGCAACAUGAACGCCUCCCUAAAAAUAGACCCCCUCUUAGUUUCAGUUAAGGAGCAGCUGAGCUACUCUAAACAAAUAAGCUCAUUCCUUGGAAGCUUGCAGCAGCAGCUCAGCAAUCUGGAAAAAAGUUUAGGGGAAGUGGCCACUGAGGUCCAGAACGUGAAGAGCUUGCCUCAUCCCGCACCCAGGGAGAAGCUGCUGCAUGGCUCUCCCGCAGAGGGGAGCAGCCGGGCGUUUGAGACGGAGGAUGUGGUCCUAGAACUGUGCAACACGGAAAGGAGACUGGAAGCGCAAAUGAAGAGGGCCUCGAUCUACAGCACAGCGUUCACCUGCACCUUGUUUGCGGUCACACUUCCUGUGCUCUAUGCGCUGCUCAGGGGUAAUUAGCCGACAGCUUGGUGGGACAUAACUUCCUAGAAAAGUCAAAUGACAUUCCUUGAGCAUGGAGGACUCUCCAUCUCAGAUUCAAAGGCAUUUUUGUGAAAUCACAGCAGUGGUUGAAGGUGUGUGCAAAUGUAUCACCGUAAAAGUAAAUUCUAUGUGUCCUCCAGA